Myotis daubentonii (Daubenton's bat) is the source of this 1852-nucleotide messenger RNA. Its product is annotated as protein NipSnap homolog 3A. Lineage: Eukaryota; Metazoa; Chordata; Mammalia; Chiroptera; Vespertilionidae. The record is from RefSeq and is a predicted model, not a curated record. Gene Ontology annotation, cellular component: mitochondrion.
AGGGCGGGGCCGGAGCGGCCGCGGCGUCCAGCCAGGACCUCGGCGUUCAUUCAGCUGGUGCCGCGUCACCUCCCACGUUCGUGGUCAGGAGGUUUGAGAAAAGAAAGGGCCCCCCACGGUGCGUGGCGACACCCAGUGCGGAGACCGGGGCCCGGAGCCCGGCGGACGGGGCGGACCGGCCCGCGCACCUCGAGCGCGGGAGGCGGAGCUAAGCCGGCGCGCCUGCCCCGAGCCUGCGCCGCGGGCUGUCCAGUCGCUUCUCCAAGUCGCGAAGCCGCAGAAGGAGGGAUCCAGGGAAGAGCACCGGCCGGCUGUCCUCUCCGCGCUGCGCGCCGCACCAUGCUGGUCCUCCGAAGCGGCCUGACCAGGGCUCUGGCCGCGCGGGCCUGGACGCCUCAGGUGUACUCAUCUUUUGCUACGGGACCUAGACAAAGCGAUGGAACAUUCUAUGAAUUUCGUACCUAUUCUCUUAAGCCUUCAAAGAUGAAUCAGUUUCUGGAAAAUUUUAAGAAAAACGUACACCUUCGGACAGCUCACUCUGAAUUGGUUGGAUACUGGAGUGUAGAAUUUGGAGGCAGAAUGAAUAAAGCAUUUCAUAUUUGGAAGUAUGAUAAUUUUGCUCAUCGCAUUGAAGUUCGGAAAGCCUUGGCCAAAGAUAAGGAAUGGCAAGAACAAUUCCUCAUUCCAAAUUUGGCUCUUAUGGAUAAACAAGAGAGUGAGAUUACAUAUCUGGUACCAUGGUGCAAAUUAGAAAAGCCUCCAAAGGAAGGAGUCUAUGAACUGGUUACUUUUCAGAUGAAACCCGGUGGGCCAGCUGUAUGGGGUGACACAUUUAAAAAGGCAAUUAAUGCCCACGUCAUUCUAGGCUACUCCAAACUAGUUGGAGUUUUCCACACAGAAUAUGGAGCACUCAACAGAGUUCAUGUUCUCUGGUGGAAUGAGAGUGCGGAUAGUCGUGCAGCCGGGAGACAUAAGGCUCAUGAGGAUCCCAGAGUCGUGGCGGCUGUUCGGGAAUGUGUCAAUUACCUAGUGUCUCAGCAGAAUAUGCUUCUGAUUCCUACAUCGUUUUCACCGUUGAAAUAGUUUUCCACUGAAAUACAAAGCAUUUCAAGAACUGUCUUAAGAUGUGUCUGCUAAUGGUACUUAAAUGCUCCCAAGGGUGUCUCACUCUUAUUUGAAGAAGGUGGUAAGUUAAUUCGCUAUGUCUGCAUUUCUAAAGCCACCUCUGUUCUUUGUCAUUGCCACCUCCAAAGGUAGUUCUGUUCAUUGUCCCUCCCCAUGGCGUUUCAGUAGCUAUGCUGUAGAAAUAGUUGCCACUAUUUAUGAUCUUGAUUUUUCAUAGUAUCUUAUUCUCUAUUUUGAUGACCCUUUGCUUUAUAGCAUUUUCUUAUAUUUAAAUGAUGUUUUUACAUUUCUGUGCCUGACAGUAUUUUAAAAUUAUUUACAUGCAAUGUCUGUAUUUUCAACAUGUCUGUUUUUUCUGAAAUUUAAAAAAAAUAAUUUGCCCAAAAAUUUAUUUUGUGAUAGCAAAUGGGAUUCGUAAGAAUAUCAGAUCAAAUGUAUUUCUUUACCUUGGGAAAGUGCAGUAUCACUGUGUCAUCUGUAUCAAUUAUGGUUUUCACAUUAAUUGUUUGUCACUCUAAUUUGGAAAAUAAUGUAAUUAGUUCUCAAUGUUAAAAAUAACUUCAGAAAACUUGUUUCAUAUGCUGAAAUGUAUACAUGUAUAGUUAAUUUUAUUAAUUUUGUUCAUUUUAGAUGGCUAAUAAAAAUACUUGUGACAUCUAUUUGUUUUUAAAAGAGAUUUUUGUGGUCAUGGAAAUACUUGCCCUAAUAAAAGCCUACAUAUCCACUC